AUGAACUCGCCGUCAUCAUCGUCGUCGACGACGGGAGACUCCAGCAGGAUAGCGACGAGGUCUUCCAUUGUGGAGUCAAUUAGGGGAUGCGGCAUGUCAAGUACGCGCGUCGACAAGGAGGAGCUUAGGCGGUGUCUCACAAUGCCGCAGUACCUACGGUCCGCAAUGCGGGACUCUAUUCGGUUGCAGGAUCCCAACGCUGGCGAGGGCGGUUGUAUUCGUGAAGAAGGCGAAGAAAAUGAUGUUGCUCCUCUUACACCAAUGGUUGUUUUCAUUAACCCCCGCAGUGGUGGCCGCCAUGGCUCUGACCUCAUGGAACGGCUCCAGGAUCUCAUGAGUGACGAACAGGUUUUUGAUUUAUUAGAUGUGAAGCCUAAUGAGUUUAUCCAGUAUGGGUUAAGUUGCUUGGAGACAUUAGCUAGUUCUGGUGAUACUUGUGCCAAAGAAACACGUGAGAGAAUAAGGAUAAUGGUUGCGGGAGGUGAUGGUUCAGUUGGCUGGGUAUUAGGAUGUCUCACUGAACUUAACACACAGGGCCGAGAACCAGUUCCUCCGGUAGGAAUCAUACCACUUGGUACAGGAAAUGACCUGUCUAGGUGUUUUGGUUGGGGUGGUUCAUUUCCAUUUGCAUGGAAAGCAGCUAUUAAGAGAACUCUUUACAAGGCUAGUAUUGGUCCAAUUUAUCGUUUGGAUAGUUGGCGAGUUUCACUUUCGAUGCCCGAAGGCACAACUGUUGAUCCACCUUAUUCUCUAAAGCAGACAGAAGAGUUCUCUCUUGAUGAGGGCUUAGAAGUUGAAGGAGAACUGCCCGAGAAAGUUAUAUGUUAUGAAGGCGUGUUCUACAAUUACUUUAGCAUAGGUAUGGAUGCCCAAGUGGCUUAUGGCUUUCAUCACCUGCGUAACGAAAAACCUUACCUUGCCCAAGGACCAAUAGCAAAUAAGCUUAUAUAUUCUGGUUAUACUUGCACUCAGGGUUGGUUCUUCACUCCCUGCACAAGUGACCCAGGUUUUAGGGGACUUAAGAACAUUAUGCGGAUGCAUGUCAAAAAGAUCAAUAGCUCUGAAUGGGAGCUGGUUCCAGUUCCUACAAGUGUAAGGGCAGUAGUUGCUCUGAAUCUUCAUAGUUAUGGAAGUGGGAGAAACCCAUGGGGUACUCUGAAACCUGAAUAUUUGGAAAAGAGAGGCUUUGUUGAAGCUCGAGUUGACGAUGGACUUUUGGAAAUAUUUGGUCUAAAGCAAGGAUGGCAUGCAUCAUUUGUGAUGGUUGAACUGAUCUCUGCAAAGCACAUAGCUCAGGCAACAGCUAUCCGGUUGGAAGUAAGAGGAGGGGAGUGGAAAGAUGCAUAUAUGCAAAUGGAUGGUGAACCGUGGAAACAACCAUUGAGCAAAGACUUUUCGACAUUCGUGGAAAUAAGGAGGGAACCAUUCCAGUCACUUGUGAUUAGUGGAGAAUGA
Lathyrus sativus (Indian pea) is the source of this 1455-nucleotide messenger RNA. NCBI's taxonomy places the organism in Eukaryota, Viridiplantae, Streptophyta, Magnoliopsida, Fabales, Fabaceae. The record is from the annotation of a GenBank genome assembly.